This is a messenger RNA of Ylistrum balloti, 1488 nucleotides long. RefSeq lists its product as uncharacterized. Gene Ontology annotation, molecular function: zinc ion binding. Lineage: Eukaryota; Metazoa; Mollusca; Bivalvia; Pectinida; Pectinidae. The record is from RefSeq and is a predicted model, not a curated record. The transcript has a single exon. The coding region runs from base 1 to 1488 and encodes 495 amino acids.
AUGGCGGCACAGACGGCAGUACCUGGUUGUCCCCGCCAUCAGGGGAUGGGAUUUGUUUAUGUCUGUAAAUCGUGUAACGAUCAGUUGAUUUGUGUGGAGUGUGUUACAGACAUUCACAAUGGCCACACAUUUGGGAAACUUACUGAAUACGUGACGAGCCAGAAACGGGAAAUACAACAGUAUAUUGACAAACUCUCCAAGGUCGACAUUCCGAAAGUUGAGGAAGAUAUUCGGGAGAAUGAGACAAACGGAGUACAAUAUCAGGCAGUUAUCAGAGACAUUAAACGUCAGGGGGAAAAAAUGAAAGACGAUAUCGACAAGAAUAUCGAUAUGUUUGUGAACAUAUGUACCGAGUUGGAAAAAUUAAAUGCGACUAUUUCUGAGAAAAAUAAAGCAGAAUUACACGGAUAUCUUAGAGAAGACUUGAAACCGAAACUUGAUAGAUGUCAACAAAUACUGGCAUCAGGGAUAACAGCUGACGUCACAACGUUAGUGCAGGAAAUCAGGAAUACCUCCACUGCUCCACCUAUUCACGGUAGAUUACACACAGUGGAAUUCAAACCCGGAAGCAUAUCUACUGAACUGCUGGAACAUAUGUUCGGUAAGAUACUAGUCGACGGAGAGGAUCAGUCGUACAAACCGAUUCCGACCCCCGUGGUUCUUGACGAGUUUACACCAUCAUUUCCUUACGAUGUAUGUCGUACAGGUCUUACUGGUGACGAGGCGUGGUUAUCGUACUGGGAUAGUGAUAGUGUGUACCGAGUGGAUACUGAAGGCACAGUGAAGGAGAAGAUCGAUUGUAAGGUCAAUGUCCAAUCGAUAUCUGUAUCCCAGACCACGGGCAGGGUGUGGUUCUGUGUGCUUGAUGACAGAAGUAUCCGGGAAAUCACGACAGGUGGUGAUAUUGUUAAACGAUUUUACGUCACCGACACGCCACUUUCUCUUGGUAUCACCAGUGAUGACAUGGUAGUGGUGGGGAUGAAGGGAGGAAUACAACUUUUCACUACAGACGGACGGGCGGUAUCAUCUAGAGCGGGAGGUCUUUGUAGACAGGUCGCAGUAAUGCCUCAUCACAUGACGUCAUGUAAACAGACCGGUGACGUAGCUGUUUUUGACAAUGAUGGCAUGUCGUAUGACGACUACAUGGCGGAUAAGGAACCAGACAAACAAAUGUACGUCAUCGUGAUGGAUAAACACCUCAACCUAAAGUUUCACUGUAAAGACUUCAGUACGGCCAACCCAAACCGAAGUUCUACUCAGUCAUCAAAGUUUUAUCCGUACGAUGUUUGUUUUGACGGAGCUGGUGAUAUCCUUGUAGCGGAAUUGAUCACCAAGUCAGUACUACUGAUUGACAGGAACACUGGACGCUGUAAGAGAGCUGUUUAUACAUCUGACAAAAGUACACCUUGGUGUAUCAGUCUACACGAGGACGGUACCUUCUGGAUCGGACACUGGAACAACAGAAUGAAGAUACUACAAUACAAAUAA